Syngnathoides biaculeatus (alligator pipefish) is the source of this 3266-nucleotide messenger RNA. RefSeq names its product phosphatidylinositol-4,5-bisphosphate 4-phosphatase 2 (gene pip4p2). The record is from RefSeq and is a predicted model, not a curated record. Gene Ontology annotation, cellular component: late endosome membrane; lysosomal membrane; plasma membrane. The transcript has 8 exons. Gene Ontology annotation, molecular function: phosphatidylinositol-4,5-bisphosphate 4-phosphatase activity. Gene Ontology annotation, biological process: phosphatidylinositol dephosphorylation. Lineage: Eukaryota; Metazoa; Chordata; Actinopteri; Syngnathiformes; Syngnathidae. Bases 1523 to 2296 code for a protein of 257 amino acids.
GAUGAUUUCCGACUUUUUAUUGUCACCGGUUAAAUUUUAUGAUGAAACAUGCUGUUCAAAUGACUAAAAUCGUGUCCUGGACAGAGAUUAUGUUUAAAAUUAAACUGAAUCGAGUUACGGAGGCAAGAGUCGCGUGACGGGGACAAACCGAAAGUCAGGACGACGAGAAAAAGCGCCGUCGCGGGUCAGUGGCGGAUGAGCUCGUAGAGUCGGCGCUGCGUGCGGAUCAGGUUCUCCUCCAGGGCGGACAGGCUCGUCUCCAGGGAGGACGCCAGGUGCCAGGGGGCGGACGCCGACUCCCUCGCGUCUGCCAGAUGCUCCUUCAUACUUCACAGGGUGCCGACCGUCAGUCGAAGAUCACGGCGAAGAAGUACAUCACAAGUUACUUUUUGGAGUUCAGCAGUACCCAUAAAAUGCCAGCAGGUGACAGCGUUGCCCUGCGAAUUACUUCCUUUUCCCUCCAACUUGUCAUCGUGAGGUGAGUGGUUUUACUUUAUUUCACUUCAUUAAACAUACAUCCAUUUUCAAUCUGCCACCUAAAUCCAUCCAAUUUCUUUGCCACUUAUCCUCACGAGGGUCGCGGGGAGUGCCGGAGCCUAUCCCAGCUGUCAACAGGCAGGAGGCGAGGUACACCUUGAAUUGGUCGCCACCCAAUCGCAGGGCACAUAGAUACAAGUAACCAAUCGCACUCACAAUCACACCUAGGGGCAAUUUAGAGUGUCCAAUUAAUGUUGCGUGUUUUUGGGAUGUGGGAGAAAACCCAUCAAGCAUGUCAGUGUAGAAUCGGAGAAGCCGUCACCUGGAAAGGAUUCCCCUGUCCUGGCCGUCUCUCCUUUUCUCCUCCAGGGACACGAAGACCUUCUCCAUGGCGUCCAGGGCCUCGGCCACGCUGCGGUGGUCCGAGAGGACUCCCUGCACCUCGUCCCUGGCCUGCCGCUGGUAGGAGAGCCCCCUUCCCCCACGCCGCAGGAGGAGGUCACGGCCUCCAGGGCGGCCCGGUUCUGCAGCACCAGGAGGCGAGAGCGGGCCAGCUCCUCCGGCCCGGCCGCGUUCUCCUCGCAGAUGGCGGACAUGGCCGACGGCAACCAGAAGUGCUGCGUGCAGUUCGCCGAGCCCGCGGGGCUCCCCGCUGCCGCCGCCGCCGUCGUCGUCGAUUCAGGGGGGCUGUCGGCGAGGAAGUGGUACACGGGAGGCCGGCCGGACCCCCACUCCUCGUCGCUCGGGCCCUCUUGCUCGCCAGAGACGUCUUCGGGCAGCGAACAGGCGCAGAAGCCCAGCAGGAGCCAGUGACAUCUAUCGGUGGCGCCUUGCUACUACGCCCACAGUUUCUUCGCCUGUCUGCGCAUGCGCCUCACUUCCGCCCCUCCCCCUGGCGAGCAGGCAGGCUCCGGUCUAGUGACGUCAGUCCCCCGGACUGCCUGUCGUCGGCCGGACCUCGGGACGAGGAGCAAAGCCAACCGAGCCGACCGAGCGCGCCGCCGUCGCCGGGAACGGGCUCGCCGCCUCCGGCCUUGCAGCGACGAUGGCCUCCGACGGCACGGACGAGCGCUCCCCGCUGCUGUCCACCCCCAACUCGGAGAACGUCACCCCCAACGCGCCGCCCUACCUGCACGCUCCCAGCCCUCGAGCGGAACUGCCGCCGCCGUACACGGCCAUCGCCAGCCCGGACGCGGGCGGCGUGCCCGUCAUCAACUGCCGCGUGUGCCAGUCGCUCAUCCACCUGGACGGCAAACUGCACCAGCACGUGGUGAAGUGCACGCUGUGCAACGAGGCCACCCCCAUCAAGAACCCGCCCGCUGGGAAGAAGUACGUGAGGUGCCCCUGCAACUGCCUGCUCAUCUGCAAAGACACUUCAAGGAGGAUAGGAUGCCCGCGACCCAAUUGCAGACGCAUCAUCAACCUGAGCCCGGUGAUGGUGAUCCCGGAGGAGCAACCGGCCCAGCCGGCGCUGCCCGUCCAGCCCGAGGGGAUGCGGGUGGUCUGCGGCCACUGCGGCAACACCUUCCUGUGGAUGGAGGUGCGCUUCAACACGUUGGCCAAGUGUCCCCACUGCAAAAAAAUCUCGUCCGUCGGCAGCGCGCUCCCGAGGCGGCGCUGUUGCGCUUACAUCACCGUCGGGAUGAUCUGCGUCUUCAUUGGCGUGGGAUUAACGGUGGGCACCCGAGACUUCGCCCGCCGCUACAACGCCACGUACGUGUCGUGGGCGCUGGCCUACCUGGUGGGCGUCAUCUGCCUGGUGCGGGCGUGCUACUGGGGCGCCAUCAAGGUCAGCUACCCGGAGAACAGCUUCGCUUAGGAAGCUCCGCCCCCCCGUUUGACCUUUUGAGCCUUUCCACCCCGUUUGUCUCUCCACUGGCCGAUGCAAUACGUAAUGGUUUUUUUUUUGUUGUUGUUUUUUGUUUUUUUAAGUCAAUGACCAAACUGAGACAAGCUCGUUGCACUACUUUUUUUUUUUUUUUUUUUUCGGAUCGUUUUGCUGCUAGCCAGCCGAAGGAAGCUGCGUGUCCAUUUACUGUACCGCGCGGGGGCGUCCUCACCAUUCAAAACGCGGCAUAUCGAAAAUCAGCGCAGAAUCUAUGACGCGCCAUUUUGUGGGGGAACUUGAAGCGGCCCCCAAACGCCGUUUUAAGUCGAGUUGCUCGACGGCUGCGAAAAAAAUCGAAGCGGACGUGAUUUUUCGUCGUAGGGAAGGACGGGCACGAAUCCGCCGUCCUCCCGUCGCGCUUGGAAACGCUGAGGCCGUCCGCCGUUUUGCGCCGAGUGUCGGGGCGCCCCUGCUAACGCUAACGUAACCACUACGCCGUACACUGAGGAAAUCGCGUAUCCGUGUAAGCUUUGAAAGUCCCAACCGUGCCAACGUGUGCCCUGCAGUAUUACCCGAGCGUCUCGCCAACAGGAGUCAUUUUUAUUAGCGUUGACACUGUUUUUUUGUUUUUGUUUUUUGCAAUACAGCAAGAAUGAAGUUAUUUUAUAGUUGUUUUUUUUUUUGUUUUGUUUUGUUUUGUUUUUUAACGCCGUCGUCCGUCUGCAUGUCGAUCGGUUCACGUGGCGUCACACGACACUCCCUCCUCCUGCCUGUGAUCAAUUUCAAAGAAUGUAAUCCGAAAUCGGCGCAACCGCCCCUGCUGGCCCGCCGUUUUUCUUUUGAGCGUCAGCUGGAGGGCGGCGACGCGGAAUGCCAGAAUGACUCUUUGUACAUAUCGCAGAGGGCAGAGCUUGGUUCUUUUUCAAAAUGAUUAUUUAUCAAUAAAAAGACAAAAACCGGA